AUGCUUGAGGCCGUGAACCGGGAGUUUCAAAGCUACGGUUUGCAGCUCGAAGGGGCAGCAGGAGAUCUGCUGUCUACAUCUGGGGUUUGGCAAAGCAACAUUCAACGUGAUAUGAUGAGGAGGUGCAAAGUCUCCCAGGUCCCACUUACAAAGCUCGAGGUCCCUGUGAUGGUGAAGGUUAAGAUGACAAAGAAGAAGCUUCCGGUUGUGCUGCCACAUCAGUUGCUACCAUGGUUGGUGGAGAAUGGCUUUCUGCCAGUGGAUGAUGAUGCAUGCCAUGAAGUUGCCAGUUACUGGUCUCAUGCACGAAGUGUGGGACUGGCUGCAUCCGGGCAAACGGAUGCUCACAUCCCCUUGUACCUUUGGGGUGAUGAUGCCCAGUUCACGCAGACGCACCAGGACAAGCUGGUGGCUGUGGCAUUCGGGCGGGUUUUGGAGACCUGCAAGAAUGCACUACGGACUGUGUGGCCUCUGUUCCUUUACCAGCAGGCCUACAGUGUUGGGCCUGGCACCCUCAACACCUUCAUGGACGAGGUUGUUAAGUCGUUCAACAUCCUCUACGAGGAGGGUGUCAUGGUGAAAACCCCUUCCGGAGAGCGCAAGCGUUUAUAUGCAGCUGUAGUGCAGUAUCAAGGCGACUGGAAGUGGCACAAG
This is a messenger RNA of Symbiodinium necroappetens, 654 nucleotides long. The record is from the annotation of a GenBank genome assembly. NCBI's taxonomy places the organism in Eukaryota, Dinophyceae, Suessiales, Symbiodiniaceae.